Geodia barretti is the source of this 942-nucleotide messenger RNA. The record is from the annotation of a GenBank genome assembly. Lineage: Eukaryota; Metazoa; Porifera; Demospongiae; Tetractinellida; Geodiidae.
GCGCCAUGCAGACACGCUGGGCGGGUUGCGGCACGGCCCUCGUCACGCCGUUCACGGGGGAACGGCGACGUGGACGAGGCGGCGGUCAGGCGGCUGGCGCGGCGGCAGAUCGCGGGCGGCGUGCACUUCCUGGUCCCCUGCGGGACGACGGGCGAGAGCCCCACGCUGUCGCACGCCGAGAAGCUCCGCGUCGUCGAGCUCGUCGUCGAUGAGGCGAACGGCGCCGUUCCGGUCCUGGCGGGAGCGGGGGGCUACGACACGCGGGCCGUCAUCGAACUGGUCCGCGACCUGGCGAGCGCCGGGGCGACGGGGAUCCUCUCGGUCACGCCGUACUACAACAAGCCGACGCCGGAGGGACUCUUCCGGCACUACGGCGCCAUCGCCGACGGCACCGACCUGCCGAUCGUGGUCUACAACGUGCCGGGACGGACCGCCUGCAACAUCGCCCCGGCCACGCUCCUCCGGCUCGCGGAGAUUGCCAACGUCGUCGCGGUGAAAGAGGCCUCGGGAGACCUCGGACAGAUGUGCGAGAUCUGCCGCGCGGUACCGGACGACUUCUGCGUGCUCUCGGGCGACGACGCAUUCACGCUGGCGGUGAUGGCGCUCGGCGGCACCGGGGUGAUCUCGGUCGUCUCGAACGAAGCCCCCUCCCGGAUGGCGGCACUAGUCGACCAGGCCGCGGCGGGGGACUUCACGGCGGCGCGCGCCACCCACGAGCGGCUGCUGCCGCUGAUGCAGGUGAACUUCGUCGAGUCGAAUCCGAUCCCGGUCAAGGCCGCCAUGGCCGAGCUCGGGCUCCUCGACCCGAACUACCGUCUGCCGCUGACGCCCCCGGCCGCCGCCGCCCACGCGCGCAUCGUCGACGUGCUGGCCGCGACCGGGCUGUCCAGGGCCGGCAGCCCCCCGGCGCGGCAGCGGCAGGCUUCGCUCGCCGGCACAUGA